Molecule: messenger RNA, 1040 nt
Organism: Pleuronectes platessa (European plaice)
Lineage: Eukaryota; Metazoa; Chordata; Actinopteri; Pleuronectiformes; Pleuronectidae
Gene: ndel1a
Product: nudE neurodevelopment protein 1-like 1a
Exons: 8
Coding region: 12-1040 (342 amino acids)
Biological process (GO): mitotic centrosome separation; vesicle transport along microtubule; microtubule nucleation
Cellular component (GO): kinetochore; kinesin complex; centrosome
Molecular function (GO): microtubule binding
Source: RefSeq, a predicted model, not a curated record
AUUUGUUCGCCAUGGACACAGAUAUGACACCGAGAUUCUCCUCUAAAGACGAGGAGAUCGACUUCUGGAAAGCUCUCUCCCUCAAGUACAAGAAAGGCCUCCAGGAGGCCCAGGAGGAGCUGCUGGAGUUCCAGGAGGGGAGCAGGGAGCUGGAGGCUGAGCUGGAGGCGCAGCUGAGUCAGGCCGAGCACCGUCUGAAGGACCUGCAGUCGGAGAACCACAGAGGGAGGAACGAGGUGGAGUCGCUGAAGGAGCGGCUGGAGCAGCAGUACUCUCAGAGCUACCAGCAGAUCUCCGUGCUGGAGGACGACCUGGGACAAACACGCAGCAUCAAGGAGCAUCUCCACAAAUACGUGCGAGAGCUGGAGCAGUCCAACGAUGACCUGGAGAGGGCCAAGAGGGCGACCAUCGUGUCCCUGGAGACCUUCGAGCAGCGUCUGAACCAGGCCAUCGAGAGGAACGCCUUCCUGGAGAGCGAGCUGGACGAGAAGGAGUCUCUUCUGGAGUCCGUGCAGCGGUUGAAGGACGAAGCCAGAGAUUUGCGGCAGGAGCUGGCGGUGAGGGAGCGGCAGGUGGACGUGACCAGGAUGUCGGCUCCGAGCUCGCCCACACAGGACCAGGUGAAGACGGACGGGGCUGUGCCGGCCUCGCUGUCCCUCCCGGUCACCCCGCUGAGCAAAGGUCUGGACAACGCCUUCGCCAACUCCACAGCUCUAUCAAACUGUUACGACAGCCACUCUCCGCUGACUCCCUCUGCGAGGAUAUCAGCCCUGAACAUCGUCAGCGACCUGCUCCGGAAAGUCGGGGCGCUGGAGUCCAAACUCGCAGCUUGCAGAAACUUUGCAAAGGACCAAAAAGCCAGGAAGGCGUUCGCUCUGGACAACGACAACGUGCUCAACGCAAACACCGUCCACUACUCGCUGCACACGUCUUAUUACGACAACGCCAGGACCGUGAAUGGACUGGAACCCGGUCGCCUGACGGCCAUCACCGCCCCCCCCGCUGCCUCCUCUGCAGGCUUAGUGCCCCUCACCGUGUGA